CACAGUCCCCUUUCCUCGCUUCUGAGCCAGUGUUAAAGGCCGUAAUGGCUGGCUGCUCUUCGAUGGAAGCUGUCCUUGGAGACCUGGAGCUGCUGCGGGAGAUAUUCAUGCGAGUUGACGGUGCGGCGGACUUGGUUCGAGCGGCCGCUGUAUCCCCGACGUGGUGUGCCGCGGCGAAGCUGCCAGGCUUCCUCCUGGCCUUCCGGGAAAGGUUCGCCCCUCCCCUCAUAGGGUAUGCGGUGGAGUUCGAUCAUAUCCUGUGGAAUUUUUCGUGCUACUUUGCUUUCACUGGUAUCGGGCGUGGCCUCGCGCAAGCUUCGCAGACUGUGGCGCAGCACUUCAUGGACCCCGAGCGGAGCAUCAUUGCUCUGGUCUCCGGCGACUCCGGGCUAAUGGCGAAGGAGCAACUGCCAAACCCUAGCUACAUGGUGAUACACCCAGUGGGGGCGUCGGGCCGAUGGGCGCGGCCCUGCCUCUGUCUCCUACGGUGGCCGCGGCGACGCCCAACACCUGGGGGCACUUCGCGAAGGCGGGGGGCGAGCACGGUUUCUUCAUGCGGGAUCCGGCAGCCGACUUCGAGUUGACGCCGCAAGGCGUUUCAAUGCAUGACCACUUGGACGUUCAUUACCACGUGAACGUGUUCACUGAAGGCGGGUGGCACCACGCCAUAUCGGGAGCCAUGCACGGUGGCAACGACGUGCGUUUCCUCCAGCGACCGUAUGCCGUGGUGGUGAAUGCCGUCAUGUACAUGGUGUACGUGGUCGGCAGGGUUGUGGCGUACAACGCCAACGAGCACACGUUCGACGCCGUUGAGUUGCCGGGAGACUUCGCCGUCGUCCCAGACGCUGGAGGUACGGACUACAGAGUCACACGGACCACGUCCGGUGAGCUGUGCAUCGCUCAGACCUAAGGCGUUCGCGUGCGUGUAUGGGACCGCGAACCAACGGGUGGGUGGGUGGAGAGGUACUCCGUGUCGAUUCCUGAUAUGUUUGGUGUCCCAAGCACGAAUGUUAUGUGGAUCAGAGUGGCGCCGGAAGGGGGGAUCGACUUCCCAAUAUGGGACACCCAGUUCUUCUGUAUCAACCUGGUGGCUGUUGACGAGGGUGCUCGUCGUCUCUUCAUGAGUUUCGGCUUCGACACCCAGGUGUACUGCAUCGACAUGGAGGCUGGUCGGGUGCUCGACCUCUUCGACUCAACCCAGCACGCUUUCAUGAGCAACAUAGUCCCCGUGACAGUCGCAUGGCUGCCCCGUUUCCCCGCUCAUGUUUGAAGAAUGGUCAUCCUAGUAGUGGGUUGGAUGCAUGGCUUCUAUCCCGCGCUGUGAUUGCGCCAUUUAUUUCCUAUGUAAUGUUGUACCAGAAGGAUAGUUGCAGUACCA
This is a messenger RNA of Triticum aestivum (bread wheat), 1378 nucleotides long. RefSeq lists its product as uncharacterized. Lineage: Eukaryota; Viridiplantae; Streptophyta; Magnoliopsida; Poales; Poaceae. The transcript is spliced from 2 exons. The record is from RefSeq and is a predicted model, not a curated record. The coding region runs from base 458 to 910 and encodes 150 amino acids.